AUGCAAAACCCUUCGCUGGUGGCACCCGUAUUGCUUGAUUAUGAUAUCCAAGAGUACAGAAGCCCCCUAAUGGCUUCCUUAGCCGAUGGUGCGCUGGUCAUUUCAGCGCCUGCAGACAUCGUCGCAAAUUUCAACUUGACCGGGUCAUCGGCCAGCAAAGCAGGCGCGCCACAGAAAUAUAUUCUGCAGAGCAUUCAUAUGCGAAAGCCGCCCAUCGUUGCGGAGGGGACGAAGCAAGAGCUCAGCCACGAGCUGGAGGUUGUGCUUGUGCAUCAUGAGGUGACCGGGACGGGAUAUUUUGCAAACGUGAUCGUCCCCGUGGAGGUCAGUGCAGAGCCUGGGCUGGACCUCUUGGCGCCAUUAGUAGACCAAGCUGACUUACCUACAGAGGUGGGGGAGACACAGCCCGUGCUGGUCACAAGUCUUUUGCCUCUCAAGCUUCAGCACGUAUUCCAAGGAGCUUCCUUCCAGCAUUUUUGGGGAGAUGUUACGACGUCAUGUAAUCAAAGCACUGCUGGUGCACGGAUAUUGAUGCGAAAUACAACGAUGGCCACGUCCAAGCCAAUUCUGGCGAAAGUCUUGAAAUCACUGGAAUGGACGCCGAGUGUAGCGCCAGCUACGCCUCCAGCACAGACAUGGAUGGUCCAACCAUGUCCACGUGGAGGUACUUGUGCUCUUCCGACAGCAACGGAUUUGAGUUCACAGUUGUCAGAAGCGACGAGUGUUCUUAAAGAAGACACGGCGAAGUUGGAAGAUGCCAAGAAGGCAAUGGAUGCAUCUGUUCUGGCGAUUGCUUCAAACAUUUCGAACGUGAGCAAUGAUGCUUACAACGUAGCCAUCAGACGGCGAGAUGACCUUCGAAACGCAGAAGCUGCGGUGGAUGGUGCAAGUCGCACGGUUGAGACAUUGCAGGCUCAGAUCGACAGUGCCAAGUCCGCUGUUUGGGAUUCGAAUGCGCCCGCCCAGGCCACGCAGGCCGUAUCAACCACAGUCGCGAGCACAACCGCUCAGACCACUACCACUACCACUGCCACCGCAGCAGUUGCUGCCACGCCGAGUUUUCUAGAAGGCAGUUCGCACACUCAGGCUUGCAAUGUGGCUGGUAUUUCCUCCCCAUUAGAGAUGGACCUGACUCAGAUGGAGCAUGUGGAUGCUGCAGUGGCAGGAGCGGCCGAGGCUUUGUUAUUCUGGCGUCUGUCUGCAACCCCGCUGCGCCCGACUGAUGCUGCUGCAGCAGAAACAGCAGCAGAAGCACCACACUUGCAUGUGGCUAAUCUGGGUGAUCGACUUCGCAUCUCUGGUGACAAGCCAGUCAUGGUACUACUGGUACAUGGCAAAGAACUGCCCAUUACUUUUGCCGAUAUCAGUGUUCCAGGUGAGCACAGCUCGUCUGGCAAGCGUGCAGAUGCAGAGAUUCAGCUGGUGCACCUCCCAGCAGAUCCGACACAGGCACUGGCCGUGGCUCUGCUCAUGGAUGUUGGUGACAAGAAUGACAGGAAUGCUGAGAAUGCUUGGUUGCAACACAUGGACGCGUCGCUGGCGUUUCCGCGGGCCGGCGAGGUUGUGGAAGUGCAGGGGUCCGAUCCCAUGUUAAUGCACCCGGCUUUUUCGAGGGGAGUGGCCGGACACUACUACCGCUACAGCGGGCGGUUGCUCAAGUCCCAGUGUGCCCACGUCAGGUGGCAUGUGUUGGAGGAGCGCGGCCACAUCAGCGACCGGCAACUGCUUGCCCUCCGACAAGUGCUGCGGCCGCCGGCUUCUGCCAACAGCUUCUCCGACCCUUCAGCCCUGCUCCCGAUGCUCGGCAUGCAAAAGCACAUCCACAUUUGGCUGCCUCAUCCUGCCGUUUUCUGUGGCAUCCGGCAGUUGCGCUUCGACCUUCGGACAGGCGAGUGCGUGCACGCGUUUCAUCCCGUUCCUUGCAUUGAACUCAUGUGGAGGUGCAAUGCCGAUACUUACGAGCGGGAAAACUACGUGGCCGAUGGAAGGACACGUGUGGUGAUGUAUCCGCGCCGUAGGUCGGAUUCGCGUUCGAGAAGGGAUGCAAGGGAUGCUGAGGAAAUAUCUCGCAGCAUCUAUGUGGACAAGGAGCUUCCUGCAGACAAACUCAGCAGUGUUACAGCUGGUCCGCAGAGUGAUGAUUGCUUUGAGGUGUCCCCCAAGCGCAGAGGGCGGGGAGAACGGCAGAGCAGUCGGUCUCGCAGCUGUGGUGUCCGAAGAGGUACUGUGCCUGACAGAUCCACGUCGCCCGUGUCUGUGGGCUCCUCCGUGCUCGAUGCGGACCCCGAUGGUCCGAGCAAAUCAACCCGCGCCUCAGAGGCUCGUCAGUUGGGUUAUGCUUCUCCUUGCCGCCAUUUCAGCAGUUUCGGAGGUUCCACAGGGGGCGCACAGGACAACUUAUGUCGGGCAGACGGUAUUCAGUUGUACAUGCAGGACGAUGAAAAGUUCCGGCCAAGCCAGCUGCCCAAGAUGCACUGGCUGACUGUGAUGGCAGAAGGGCAUCUGAAUCCUUCUCUGCCCCUUGCCCGCUCCUUGAUCAAGCUGGGACAUCAAGUACACUACCUCUCCCGGGAGUCGGUCAGGCCGGCUAUCGAGAAAACGGGCGCAAGCUUUACGGAUGUUGCCGAGGAGCAAGUGGAGCUUUACGAGAACCGCGAGCAGGAUAUCUUUGGUGCUUUUCGGGCCGUUGCGAAGGAGCACGGGCUGGAAGAUGCCCCAAUGAUGGUUGGUCUCUGCGCAACAUCGCCGCUCCACCUGGAGCUCCAACUGCCAGGCACCAUUCGCUGGAUGCAGCGAUUGCGGCCGGACGUGGUGCUGUUCUGUCCAAUGAUGAACCCAGAGGCAGUUUACGCAGCCAAGUACCUCCAGAUACCAGCUGUUGGCUUGUGGACCUUUGCAGGUCCUGGUGGCAUGGUUGGUGUCGUGAAGAUGUUCCUCCAUCAAUCUGGGAUACCCCUCGAAGAGGUAUAUCACCAAAUCGAUGCAUGUCAGCCGAUGAAGGACAGCAUUUGCAGGCUUCAGAAGAACUACGACAUAUCCUUCGAUUUCAGAACGGCUCUGUCUCCAAUGGGCUUCUUAAGCACGAUGUGCGACGCGAACGUUAAUUUGAUAACGACAAUUGAAGACUUUCAGGAUGAUUUUCCCGCCGAGCUUUCCCAGGCAUACUCCGAGGCAGGUGCCAAGUUUGAGUACGUCGGCCCUCUCUUGGAAAGCGAAGUGCCGGGACUGGCCGAGGAGGCGCUGAGAGUCUUGGCGGUCGCCCAUGAGGCCCGCCAGGCGGGCAGGAAGGUGGUGCUGGCCAGCAUGGGGACCAUCCUGGUCUCGGAUAUGGAAGAACUGGGCUGGAAUGCCGUGCCGCGGGAUGGCUCCGAACAACCCCGAGGGCUCACGGGCAAGCAGCUUUGCCAGGCAGCCUGGAGCGCUGUUUUCGAUGCCUUUGGUGGAUCCGAAGAGUCGGAAGAUGCCCCGCUGCUGUUAGUUGCAGUCGGUCGGCAACCGGAUGCAUUGACCGACAUAGACAUUCCCAACAAUGCACUGUGUCUGCCUGUCCUGCCACAAGUUCCACUUCUGAAAGCCAGCGUCGACAUGUUCCUGACCCACGGUGGCCAAAACAGCUUCAUGGAGUCGUUGUCCGCUGGAGUGCCCGUGGUGGUUUGCCCUGGAUUCGGCGAUCAGGUCGUGAAUGCCAUGAAGGCUGAGGCGAUGGGUGUAGGACUUCAGAUGCAGCGGCCUCAUCCCGUGCAUGGUGAGGAAGCGGCUGCCAUCGCCAGCUACCGUGCUGAAGUGUCGGCUGCAUUGCUUCGAGUACUCUGGGAGCCACAUUUCAGGCAGAAGGCGCAGCGCUGCAAGGAGUGCCUCUGCGAUGCUGGGGGCAUGUGCAAAGCUAGGGAGAUCCUGUUGGGGCUGGCCGGCCACUCCUACCCAAAGCUGCUGGGGAAAAUCGGCCAUGUGCCAGCAGAGACAGCAAACAAGGUGCCAGACGCGCACUGCACAGUCGACACUGAAGUGUAUGGGCUUUCAAUGGUGAGUUCUGGGCAGCUUCGUGCCGUGGAAGCUGGCGAAUGCGAAGUGAUGCAUGUGCGACGGCGGGUGGCCAAAGUGCCUUCUGCACCCGCCGCGCCAGCAUCGCCGGCGAAGCCGCCGCCGGCGAAGCCGCUGCCAACGCUGCCUGAGGCACCUGCGGAACCGCCUCAGCCACCUCAGCCGCCUCCGCAGCCGAGCCCGCCGCACAGUCCGCUCAAGGCCCAGGCGGCAGCAGAGGUGCCCCUGCCAGGAUCUGUAGCUCCGAAGGUUUCGAAACUGUCGAAGCCAGAGGGCAGGGUGCGCAAACGCCGCCGGUCGGCCUUGACUGACUCCCAGGAGGCGGCUCCACGGCGAGUUGCUCCGCCACAACGGCGCACGGCCGCCAAGUCCGCCCCAGCGCCUCCACCCGGCUUGCUUGCUGCGGACGUUCUCAGCAUUGAGCUGACUGAGAGCGAGCAGAAAGAGCUGAAGGAAAGUGUGGUGAGUCACGUCAGGAAGAUUGUGCAAGCAGACGAUGACGAGCCAGACAUUUUGGCCGAGUUUGUCUGCGUACUUCUCGACAGGCGGAAAUCUAGCCCUGAGAUGCUAGAAGAGUUGUCUGUGAUGGAUGACGAGGCUCAGCCAUUCGUGGCAUGGCUGCAGAAAGAGAAGGCCGGAAUCCUGGCAAGGCGGCCGCCACCCCCGAGCCCGGUUGCGAAGGCACAGGUGCCGCCUGACAGGCCGCCGGGGCAGUUUACGCCACUGCCACCUCGUAGCCAUGCAAUGCUCAGGCCCAAUGCUGUGACGACCUCGUUGGAGGAAUCAGCCAAGGUGGGAGAGCGCCCCCAAGACAGGGGCCUCGUCGUCAUAACAAGCCGCUUGAUCUUGCAGCCGAACAGCGGACAUCACCCAGCUGAUGCGACUCACCGACCACCGCCAGAGGUGAUAGAUUGCGAAAGAGUUUCGGCGGCCGAGAAAAAGGCUGAGGAAGCAUACCAGAAGAAGAUGGAGCUUCUGGCGGAGAUGACCAAAGAGCUGCAGGUCAUCCUGCAGCGGCUUUCUGAUAAGAACCUGUGUGACAGCACUCGCGAGAAGUACCAGAGCCUGGCGCAGACGAUACAGAACAGAAUGUCGUCCCUGUCUCGCCCGCUCGCUGCUGAAAGGGCAGAGAAAGCCUACGCACAGGCGGCCGCAGCAGCAGCCGCUUCGGCCGCAGCUGCAGCAGCAGCGGCGGGCGCCGAGAACUCGCCCGCGAUGUCACCGGCGCCGUCAGCGACUUCUGUGCCGCCGCCCGAAGCGCCUGGAGCGCCUGGAGCGCCUGGAGAUCCUGGAGCCAUGCCUGGCGCUGUGCCUGUGCCAGGGAGCGUGGCAGCUCCGCCAGAGACCGUGCCCAGCUGA
Symbiodinium natans is the source of this 5400-nucleotide messenger RNA. NCBI's taxonomy places the organism in Eukaryota, Dinophyceae, Suessiales, Symbiodiniaceae. The record is from the annotation of a GenBank genome assembly.